Molecule: messenger RNA, 834 nt
Organism: Vicia faba (fava bean)
Lineage: Eukaryota; Viridiplantae; Streptophyta; Magnoliopsida; Fabales; Fabaceae
Source: the annotation of a GenBank genome assembly
AUGAAUAGUUUCAAUAAGUUACAUCCGGAGAUUAUUCAUACUCACAUCCUUUCACGUCUCGACGGCACUACCUUAACUGUCUUAUCCUCGGUCUCUUCCGAAUUCCGCGACAUGAUCUCCAACAACCAUCAACUAUGGAAGAACAUUUGCACCACCACAUGGCCUUACUUGCGGCAUUGGAACCUUACUCACGUUAUCUCUACCUUCCCUUGUGGUUACCGUUCCUUCUUCUCGGAUGCAUUCCCUUCCCUUCAUCAUCAGUCUCAAUGUAUUGAUCUUCCUCCCGCAAAAGAUCUCAUCUACGCCAUUGAUAUGUAUUUCCAGGGAGAGCCACAUCCCUUCUUUACAUCAGUUCAAUCUCAACUCACAGGAAAAACUUUUCACAGCUUGAACGCUAAUUAUCCUUACACCGAUCCAGAGAAUUAUUUUAAAUUUUAUUUGUUUGGCCUUAAAUAUCAGGAAAAGGAAGAGGGAUUGAAGGAUUAUUUUCAGGAGAAUUUCAGGUUGAAUUGGAUCUUGAUUGAUCCAACUCGAAAGCGUGCUGGAAGCUUGUUUCGUUCUUGUUGUAAACCGGUUUCGGUUGAACAAACAUUAACUACUACUGUGAUGGUGUACGAGACACUAAUGCUGGGGCUGCCUGCUAUUUCUACGGAGAUGGUGAAAUGUCGUGUGAAGGUUACCUGCUGCUGGAAAAGAAGAAACUGGUUGUGCGUUGUGUUUUGCGUUGUGUUUGUAAUGGAGGAUAUGAAUGGGAAGCAUGUGCCAAAGAAGAAUGCUAAUAUUAUUCUCCGGAAUGCAAUUCAUAAUGGGGAGAGGAAGAAAUUUCAUCUAUAA